UCCUUGUUCCCCACUGGUGGUAGUAGUUCUUAGUUCUCUCACUCAUACAUUACCUUUUUUUUCUUCCCAAUAUUAUAACCUUCCCCGUAAGAACCCGCUAGAAAAAAAGAAAAAGAAAAAUAAAACAAAGCCAACAAAGAGAGGGAAAAAACUGAAAAGCCCAGAGAGAGAGAGAGAGAGAGAGAGAGAGAGAGAGAGAGAGAGAGAUGCGAUUACGGUGGCGGCGGCGGUGGUCAGUGUUGUUGAAUUCCCCAUCAACGGCCAAUGCACCGGCGGGUUACGGUGGUCGCCGUCGUCGUUGAUGGCCCUGCAGAUGACUUGGCAGCCGAGUCUCCUGAGUCAGAAACGCAAAACCGGUGCUCCCUUAGGGCUCCGAAACCUAGGCAACUCGUGCUACCUCAACAGCGUCCUUCAGUGCCUCACCUACACUCCUCCUCUCGCCAAUUUCUGCCUCCGUUUACAACACUCCACUCACUGUGAUUCCUCUACUUCUUCUUGUCCUUUCUGUAUACUGGAGAAGCAGAUUGCGCGUUCUCUUCGCUUGGAUCUCCCUCACGACGCGCCUUCCAAGAUCCAGAGCUGUCUUCGGAUCUUCGCCGAGCAUUUUCGCUGUGGCCGCCAGGAGGACGCGCACGAGUUCCUCCGCUACGUCAUUGAUGCUUGCCACAACACCUGUCUCCGCCUCAAGAAGCUUCGCCGGAGAGGCGGCGAUUGCGGUGGUGGCGGUGAUGGUGGCGGGAGCGUGGUGAAGGAAAUUUUUGGCGGAGCCUUGCAGAGCCAGGUGAAGUGUCUGUGCUGUGGAUAUGAGUCGAAUAAGGUUGAUGAGAUAAUGGAUAUUAGUCUUGAUGUUUUCCAUAGUAACUCGCUUAGAGACUCCAUGCAAAAGUUCUUUCAGCCUGAGGUUUUAGAUGGCAACAAUAAGUACAAGUGUGACAGUUGUAAGAAAUUGGUGGCAGCGAAGAAGCAGAUGUCCAUACUUCAAGCACCUAAUAUUCUUGUGAUACAACUAAAGAGAUUUGAGGGCAUAUUGGGUGGCAAGAUUGACAAGGCUGUUGCAUUUGAAGAGGUUUUGGUGCUUUCUAGCUUCAUGUGCAAAGCAAGUCAGGAUCCACAACCAGAAUAUAAGCUGUUUGGUACAAUUGUGCAUUCAGGCUACUCCCCUGAAUCUGGUCACUAUUAUGCUUAUAUAAAGGAUGCAAUGGGUCGGUGGUAUUGCUGUGAUGAUUCUUGUGUAACAGUUGCAACCUUGCAAGAAGUUUUGUCAGAAAAGGUUUAUAUUCUUUUUUUCUCUCGAACUAACCAAAGGCCAGUGUCAAUUAGUAAUCCUCUUGCUUCAAACGGUGUAAAACCUCAUUGCAAUCAGAGCCAGGCAUCUGAGUGUCCAAAGGUUGAUGUACCAUUGGAAACAGUGCAUCCAAAAUUGAAUUCUGAGCAAUCUCCAUGGAAGGAUAUAUCAAGUGUACCUAAGCCUGCCAAAGGGCCUUCCAGCUCACGAGUGAAGUUUGAUAUUAAUGGAAGUUCUACUUCCAAAAGAAAUCCUUCUCCUGUAAAUGUCAAUGGCAAAGUUGAUGUUUCUAGGAGUCAACCCUUACUAAUAAAUGGACAUGCAAAACACUUGGUUUCUUUGGAGAAUGGUAAGAAAGAUCCUUCAUCAUUACCCACCAGGAAUGGCACUGACAAAAUUAAAGUUGAUGUUGCUGAGAAAUCAAAAAGAAAGGAAUCGAUGCUGACAAAUGGACACACUGAUAAUCAGACAGUUGAUAGCCAUCCUGUAAAGUCAAAUCCCAAAGAAGAUACUGAUAGAAGCAGGGUAAGAGCAGGUAAAGGGCCUGACAAAUUUAAGCAAGAAAGCAAUGGCCUCAACAAUAAACCUGACAUAUUGGGAAAUAAGAGAAAGGUACAGGACGCCCCAUGCAUUUUGCUUGCACAUGAUGGUCAGUCUCAAGCAAGAGUUCAAGAACUGAAGCAAAUUCUUGGGAAAGAGGCAAAAUCAGUUUUGAGGUCAUGUGGCUGGACAGAUAUGGUCUAUGAAUUCAUGCGUUCUAGAAAGAAGUUACGUGCACAAGAAGCUGAAAAUAUAACAAAUGGAGAUGAGAUAAGGAAGUUGCUAAUAGGAGAUGCACAGGGAGCUUUCAUAUCACAGAUUCCCGAGUCAUUGAGAAAGGACCUGAUUGAACGUCUCCGAUCAUUUAGCCAAGAAAAGAUACAAUAUUAAGGACCUUAAUUAGAACAUGCUUGUUGAUCUGUCUUGCUAGUGAGGCGUGGUGUGUAUACUCUGUAUUACUAAUUAUUGUAGUGGUGGUACCCUUACUGGGAUGCUCAGUUUGGGUUUGUUACAUACUGACUAUUUGAGCUAGUGCUGGCGAUAGUAGCAGGAGAAUGUGGAGACUGUUAUCAAUGAAGCCUUUCCCUCAAUGGCUUUGUUAUCCUUCUAGGUGCUCCAUGCAUAUUUGAUCUAGAAGUUCAGAUUUCAUGUCUUGCCAUAAGUUUUCUUUCUCCAUGGAGGCUAUAAGUUCUAUUGAAUCUUGAGGAGAGCAUGUCAGGAAUUCUAUUCAUUCUGUACAAUCUGUUUUAGUCUUGUAUUGGAACAAAAUCUUCCCUUUUCUAUAAAAUUGCUCAACAAAUUUUGCAGCGAAGAUGAGGCUGUGUAUGGCGUGUGGAUAAUUUCUAUCAACAAUGAGACUGUAUACUUUCCGGUACUUAAGAAAGGAAAAUUCAUUCGCUAUAAACAUUUUGCCCCGGAAGUACUAGAUCCCGAAAUUUGAGAGAUUUAUGAUUUAAUUUGAUAUACACACAUCGACACCUAUGUAACAUGGUAUUUGUUAUAGCUUUCGAGAUGGUUAAAAACUCAAAAGAAACUGUAUAUUGUCGUCCGAAGCUAUAUAUUUUGGUAGACAAUGGUGUUUGUUUUGGAAUUCCGAAAAUUAAAAUAUGUCAAAGAUUUCCG
Abrus precatorius (Indian licorice) is the source of this 2947-nucleotide messenger RNA. Its product is annotated as ubiquitin carboxyl-terminal hydrolase 25. Gene Ontology annotation, cellular component: cytosol; nucleus. Gene Ontology annotation, molecular function: cysteine-type endopeptidase activity; cysteine-type deubiquitinase activity. Lineage: Eukaryota; Viridiplantae; Streptophyta; Magnoliopsida; Fabales; Fabaceae. The record is from RefSeq and is a predicted model, not a curated record. The transcript has 9 exons. Gene Ontology annotation, biological process: protein deubiquitination. The coding region runs from base 302 to 2215 and encodes 637 amino acids.